This is a messenger RNA of Chenopodium quinoa (quinoa), 1012 nucleotides long. Its product is annotated as peroxidase 44-like. Gene Ontology annotation, cellular component: plasmodesma; plant-type cell wall. The record is from RefSeq and is a predicted model, not a curated record. Gene Ontology annotation, biological process: response to oxidative stress; hydrogen peroxide catabolic process. The transcript has 3 exons. NCBI's taxonomy places the organism in Eukaryota, Viridiplantae, Streptophyta, Magnoliopsida, Caryophyllales, Amaranthaceae. Gene Ontology annotation, molecular function: peroxidase activity; heme binding. The coding region runs from base 1 to 978 and encodes 325 amino acids.
AUGGCAAGCUUUCAUAAGCAUUUGAGUAUCACUUCAUGCAUUAUAUUCUUGUUCUUAUGCUUUGCUAUAUCUUUGAGUUCAGCUCUUCAAGUUGGUUUUUAUAUUAAAUCUUGUCCUAAUGCUGAAAAUGUUGUUCGACAAGUAGUUCAGCAGCAAUACAAGACUGAUCGAUCAAUCCCCGCUGCCUUGUUACGUAUGCAUUUUCAUGAUUGUUUUGUUAGGGGAUGCGAUGCAUCAAUAUUGAUUGACUCAACAAGCAAUAACCAAGCAGAGAAAGAUGCUGGAGCAAAUGGAUCAGUUAGAGGGUAUGAACUCAUUGACAAAAUCAAGGCCGCUCUAGAAAAAGCAUGCCCUCAAAAGGUUUCUUGUGCCGAUAUCAUAACGCUAGCUACUCGAGAUGCAGUUUACUUAGCUGGAGGUCCUAACUACAAUGUACCAACAGGUAGACGUGACGGGCUCAUUUCAAGGGCUAGUGAAGUAAAUCUUCCUGGUUUAAGAUUUACCGUUUCGCAAGCCCAACAGUCCUUUAGUGCUCUUGGGCUAACCAUUAAUGACAUGGUGGUUUUAUUGGGUGCUGGUCAUACCAUAGGAGUAGCUCAUUGCAAUUUCUUUAAAGAUCGGUUAUCCAACUUUCAAGGAACAGGUUCACCUGACCAUACCAUGGACAAGGCAUUGGUUAAAAAUUUUAACGUACUUUGUGGUUCUAAUCCAAAUCUAAAUCCUAGUACUUUUCUUGACCAAAACACAUCGUUUGUUUUUGAUAACAAGUACUACAACCAAAUUAGAAAAAAUCGAGGGAUAUUGCAAAUUGACCAAGAGCUAGCACUCGACUCUUUAAGUGCCAAAUUGGUCUCAAACCUAGCCGCCAAUAACAAUAAUUUUAGACAAAGCUUUGUACAAGCCAUUGUAAAAAUGGGAAACAUUCAACAAGGAAAUGCCGGCGAAAUUAGGGAAAAUUGUAGGAGAAUAAAUUAUUAAACAAAUGUAAGGCCAUCUUAUUAAAAAUGUGAGA